CUUCUUUCUCUUUAAAUACUUUUUUCUUUAAGUAUUUUUUUAAAUUAUCUUUAUUUGUUCUUAUAAAGUUAUUUUUAUAACAAGAACAAAUUUGAUAAUUUCAUAAGAAGUAGACGAGGCAACCAACAAGAAAUUAAAAACAUUGCUUGCGGUUACCGACCCGAUAUCCAAACCCGGUGUUUGGUUUCAAUUUGUUUGCUAUCGGCUUCUUGCUUAAAACCCUAAGCCAUUGAUAAACAAAAGGAAUCUAAAUACAAAGAGAGGAAAAAAAAAAAACACGUUUCAAAUGGCAAUGAGAUCAGCACUGAGUCGAUUCAACAGUGCGACACGGUAUCGAUCAAUGGAAUCAACUCGUGGUGCGAUUCGGUACUUGAGCGAUGAUAAGGGUCGGAUCCUGAGCGAGGAGGAACGAGCUAAGGAGAACGUUUACAUCCAGAAAAUGGAGAGGGAGAGGCUGGAGAAAAAGAAGAAGGCUGAGAAGGAGAAGGCAGAGAAAGAGAAAGAGGGUUCUCAGAAGGUAUGACUGAGCCACUGAAGAGGCUCACAAGGGUUGACUGGAUAAUCUGUAGUACAUUAUGACCUCUUUGCUUUGAAAGUGAUAAUGACGAGUAAUGCAAAUAAAUGUUGUGACGCUUGACUCUUGAUGAGAUUGCUUCUUGUACAGGGUGUGACUCUUUCUGAUAUCUAAUCUCCAAGCUAGUAGCAGAUAAUCUUAUUUUAUGUGGUUGUUAAUCAGUCGAGAUGCCUUUUUAUUUACUUGAAAUAAAAUUGGUUUGUCACUCAUGCUGCUGCUGGUGGAUUUGUUGUAAUCUUCUUUUUGCCUCACGUGUUGAUAAUUACGAUGAAAAUGCUGCUAAUAGUUUGAAUAUAGCAGUUCAUGUUUUCGGUAA
Molecule: messenger RNA, 890 nt
Organism: Theobroma umbraticum
Lineage: Eukaryota; Viridiplantae; Streptophyta; Magnoliopsida; Malvales; Malvaceae
Product: F1F0-ATPase inhibitor protein
Cellular component (GO): respiratory chain complex I
Source: RefSeq, a predicted model, not a curated record